Molecule: messenger RNA, 492 nt
Organism: Chrysochloris asiatica (Cape golden mole)
Lineage: Eukaryota; Metazoa; Chordata; Mammalia; Afrosoricida; Chrysochloridae
Gene: RPS16
Product: ribosomal protein S16
Exons: 5
Coding region: 45-485 (146 amino acids)
Biological process (GO): maturation of SSU-rRNA from tricistronic rRNA transcript (SSU-rRNA, 5.8S rRNA, LSU-rRNA); translation
Cellular component (GO): cytosolic small ribosomal subunit; ribosome
Molecular function (GO): RNA binding; structural constituent of ribosome
Source: RefSeq, a predicted model, not a curated record
CGGUUGCUACGCCGCGCGGUGAAGAUCUCUCAACACCAGCAACCAUGCCGUCCAAGGGUCCGCUGCAGUCGGUGCAAGUCUUCGGACGCAAGAAAACUGCCACAGCAGUAGCGCACUGCAAACGGGGCAACGGCCUCAUCAAAGUGAACGGGCGACCCUUGGAGAUGAUUGAACCACGCACGUUGCAAUACAAGCUGCUGGAACCCGUUCUCCUUCUGGGCAAAGAGCGGUUCGCAGGUGUAGACAUCCGUGUUCGUGUGAAAGGUGGUGGCCACGUGGCCCAGAUUUAUGCAAUCCGCCAGUCCAUCUCCAAAGCCUUGGUUGCCUAUUACCAGAAAUAUGUGGAUGAGGCUUCCAAGAAAGAGAUCAAAGACAUCCUCAUCCAAUACGACCGGACCCUGCUGGUUGCUGAUCCCCGUCGCUGCGAAUCCAAGAAGUUUGGGGGUCCAGGUGCCCGUGCUCGCUACCAGAAAUCCUACCGAUAAGCCCACC